This is a messenger RNA of Magnolia sinica, 1994 nucleotides long. Its product is annotated as glucomannan 4-beta-mannosyltransferase 1-like. Gene Ontology annotation, molecular function: mannan synthase activity. The transcript has 9 exons. Gene Ontology annotation, cellular component: Golgi apparatus. The coding region runs from base 92 to 1735 and encodes 547 amino acids. Lineage: Eukaryota; Viridiplantae; Streptophyta; Magnoliopsida; Magnoliales; Magnoliaceae. The record is from RefSeq and is a predicted model, not a curated record.
AUCAUCACUCCUUCUCCCAUUGUUUCUUCCCUCUCUCUUUUCCUUGAUUUCAAUACUACACACCUUCUUUUAGUAGUGUUUAACGGUCAGGAUGAGUGGAUUGGUGGGUGGGGACAAUCUGAUGGGGAUAGGAGGGAGGGACGAUGUGGUGGAGCACUUGAGGUUGGCAUGGGAGCUGAUAAAGGGUCCGGUGGUGAUGCCACUGCUGCGGGUGGCUGUGUUCGUGUGUGCGGUGAUGUCAGUGAUGCUGUUCGUGAAGAGAGUGUAUAUGGCUGCGGUGAUUGUGUGUGUAAAGCUGUUGGGGAAAAAGAGGUACACAAAAUACAGGAGAGAGAUCAUGAGAGAAGACUUGGAGCGGAGCCGGAGCCAUCCUAGGGUGCUUGUUCAGAUACCCAUGUAUAAUGAGAAAGAGGUUUAUAAACUUUCGAUUGGAGCUGCGGGGGAGAUGUCAUGGCCAUCUGAUAAACUCAUAAUUCAAGUACUUGAUGAUUCCACAAACCCAGAAAUCGGGGACAUGGUGGAAUUUGAGUGCGAAAAAUGGUUGGAGAAGGGAGUAAAUAUCAAGUAUGAAAGAAGGGAAAAUAGGAAUGGGUACAAGGCCGGAGCACUCCGUGAAGGUCUUGAGAAACAGUAUGUUAAAGAUUGCGAAUUUGUCGCCAUUUUCGACGCUGACUUCCAGCCUGAACCAGACUACUUAUGGAGGACAAUCCCCUUCCUUCUUCACAAUCCAGACCUUGCCUUGGUCCAAGCUCGAUGGAAAUUUGUAAAUGCAAAUGAAUGUCUGAUGACACGCCUCCAAGAAAUGUCACUGGACUAUCAUUUCAGUGUGGAGCAAGAAGUGGGCUCUUCCACCUAUUCGUUCUUUGGAUUCAACGGGACUGCUGGAGUAUGGAGAAUCCAAGCACUCAUGGAUGCUGGAGGAUGGAAAGACAGGACUACAGUAGAAGACAUGGAUCUUGCUGUUAGGGCCAGCCUUAAGGGUUGGAAGUUUGUCUUUGUCGGAGAUUUAUCGGUGAAAAACGAACUGCCGAGCACUUACAAAGCCUAUCGAUAUCAACAGCAUCGCUGGUCAUGUGGCCCGGCUAACUUGUUUCGGAAAAUGUCCAAGGAAAUUCUAUGUUGUGAGAAAGUAUCCUUCUGGAAGAAGUUCCACGUCUUGUAUGCAUUCUUCUUUGUUAGGAAGAUAGUCGCGCAUUGGGUCACAUUCUUCUUCUACUGCAUAAUUAUUCCCGCAUGCGUGUUAAUUCAAGAAGUCCAGCUUCCAAAAUACAUUGCAAUUUACAUUCCGUCCGUGAUCACCAUCCUCAAUUCAAUCUGCACUCCAAGGUCUAUACAUUUGCUUGUUUUCUGGAUACUCUUCGAGAAUGUCAUGUCUCUGCAUCGAACCAAGGCGGCAAUAAUUGGGCUCCUGGAAGCGGACCGUGUAAAUGAGUGGGUCGUUACUGAGAAGCUUGGGAACACCUUGAAGAAUAGGUCCGCCGUCGCCAGCACCAGCACCAGCACCAGUGACAGCGCCAGCACCAAUGCCAGAAUGAGACCUCAAAGGAGGCCCAGAUUAAAAUUUAUAGAAAGGAUUCAUGUAAUGGAGCUGAUAAUGGGCGUCUUUCUCUUAUACUGCGCAAUCUAUGAUGUUAUCUUGGGCCGGGACUACUUCUUCUUCUAUCUAUUCCUCCAAUCUGCGGCCUUUUUCGUCAUGGGAUUUGGGUACAUGGGCACUUUUGUGCCCUCCAAUUAGAGGCCACGCCAAGAUGGCAUAAUGCCCCUAUAGUAGGAGAAUGUCUAAAGUGUGAAGUUAGUAUGUUUGGAUGUCUGAAGUGUGAUUUAUACAUGCCUAUAGUAGUGGGAUGUGAUCCAUGAGAGAGUUGAUGUAUCUUAUGUGGACUACUUAAAAUAGCUUAUACACAUUUGUAUAUGGCUUAUUUGGAUGUAGAGAAUCCAAAAUAUGGACAUGAAAAACUCCUAUGGAUGCUUUAGGAAAUGGAAAAUUAUAAUUA